Leptinotarsa decemlineata (Colorado potato beetle) is the source of this 3766-nucleotide messenger RNA. RefSeq names its product tectonin beta-propeller repeat-containing peroxin 23 (gene Pex23). Gene Ontology annotation, cellular component: membrane. Gene Ontology annotation, molecular function: carbohydrate binding. NCBI's taxonomy places the organism in Eukaryota, Metazoa, Arthropoda, Insecta, Coleoptera, Chrysomelidae. The record is from RefSeq and is a predicted model, not a curated record.
UCAGCUGUCAGAACUGUCAGUGUCUAUUGAUUCUGCCAAAAUUAAAUGGACAAAAUAUACAUAUUGAAUAAAUAAAUAUUGUUGGUAUUAGUAUUAUUGCACAACUUUUUUGUGAUAUGUGUUUAGUGACGACGCCUAGACGCAGGCUAAUCAAAUACUUUUUCGGCAAGUUGAGGAAUAUUCAAUUACACUAAAUUUCAAUAUGCCUAGUUCUCUUCUUUUUGGAAUUAAUAACGAAGGCCGUGUGCACACUCUCAAAACUACUGGCUCCAUUUGGAGAGAACUACCAUACGGCGGACAGGAGUUCAAGAAACUAUCUACGGUGCCCCAUUUCCUCUGGGCCCUGGGAGGCGAUCACCAGAUCUAUGUUUACGUUUAUGGACUUGAUGUCCCUAUCAGAGUAACGGAAGAAGCCUAUGAGAAUGAGAGAUGGUUACCAAUCGAGGGAUUUUCAUCUAGACUCUUACCUACCGAUCGAUGCCACUUUUCGAACGCGGAUGGCACUGUAGAUAGAUCAAUUGACAAAAUCAGACUGCCUUCCAUGGCCUGGCAGUGGGAUGGCGAUUGGCAGAAAGAAUUGACUCUGAAUGGUCAGCCUCUUGACCAUAAUGGCUGGACGUAUGCUGUUGAUUUUCCUAGUACCUAUCAUUCCCAAAAACAGUGGAAGAGCUGUGUACGAAGAAGGUUGUGGGUCAGAUCUAGGAGAUAUAGUGCCAUGAAUUCUUGGUGUGCUAUAGCUCCCUUGCAUAAAGAUGCUACUACGGAACCCUUUAUUGAUAUCUGCAUUGGUGGCCAAAAUGUUGCAGGAGCUGAUGCUGGUACUAUGCUAGUUUGGGCAGUAACUUCACACAACCGAGUUAUGUUUCGAACAUGCGUCAGUACCAAAUCCCCAGAGGGGGCCAGAUGGAAUCACAUUCAAACGCCAACGAAUUGCGAGGUCAAUCAGAUCAGUGUUGGCCCCACUGGGCUGUUGUGGGCAUCUUUAUUGGACGGACGGGCAUUAGUUAGAAUAGGAGUAACUCGUGAUAAUUUGCAAGGGGAAACUUGGGUGGAGGUCAGAAGCCCAAGUCCUGAUCUGAAAAUAACACAGAUUUCUGUUGGAACGUGUGCCGUUUGGGCCAUAACGCAAGAUAAACAGAUUUGGUUCAGGAAAGGUGUCAAAGGAGAAGCAGUUAGCAUGAGCGAAGAUCUAUCUACUGGUUGUGGUUGGGUUGAAAUGGUUGGUAGAAUGGUACAAGUAUCUGUCGCAGCCAAUGAUCAAGUUUUUGCUGUGGGUGCUGAUGAUCGACUGAUAUAUCACAGAACAGGAGUGUGUCUUGAGGAUCUAACUGGAAAACGUUGGCGGGCUCUACGAGCUGCAUUGCAAGUCAGCCGAGCUAGUAGCAAUGCUAGUUUGAAUAGAGACAAGUUCCAUCAGAGCUUCAGUAAUUUAGUCCAGCCCCGACCCAGCAGUAUGGUCGAGCAGUCAGCUAUAAAGGAAUGGCAAGACCAUGCUCAUUCAGCUCCCAGUGCUCCUGCUUCACUGCCUGUAGGAGACUUGGGCACUAAAUAUGAGAUUCAACCAAAAAACCCAAAGGCUUGGAGUCCCGUACAUUCGGUCGGUUCCAUAGUUGGUAUGGAAGUACAUCCUGAAACGGACGAGAGUGUUUGGAGUGAAUCCAGUAGAGAUUCCUGUAUUUUUGCAGAUGACGAAGAACUUGGAUGGGCGGAAUAUGAGGCCCCAUGGUCCUGCGUGGAAUCAGGUGCCUGCACAAUUGACAUCACUCAACUUCCGAAUUGGUUCGGAGAAUCUGGCUGCGCUAAUACUUCCGAGGAGUUGGAUCAACCUUGGAGGGAAAAGAUAUUAGAAGAUUUGAAAUCCCGGCUUCAGUCUUCAGAUUCUUUUUCCAAGUACGAACCAGCUGUCGAUACAACUUCAUGGACACAUUCUGGUGAAGCCAGAGUGAAGAUGGGUUCGUCUGGCUUUGUGGAUUGUAUCUUGCAAAUAGAAUGGGUUCAAAACACUGGAGCUUUGACCAUUUUGAAUCCGGAUGGAGCAUCUGCCAUGUAUUCCUUCAGUCUCAGCGACGUAACUUGUGUACAAUUGUGUAGCGAUCCUGGAAAUCCUCGUUUAGCGGUACAUAUUCCAAGACAUCAGACACCGGUUAUUAAACUGCAAUUUAGCAGUGAUGCUCUGCUUGAGGAAUGGCAGUCACAUUUCUCAAGUACCUGUGGAAAAAUUCAUGAAACUUCAGGUAAACCAAGUGAUGAAAGUAUAUGGGCAGUGACAGGUCUUGGAGAUGUAUUCGUUUGGGAUCCCACCAAAUUAGAAUCCAACCAACUGCGAGAAGAUGACUUUUACGUUCAGAAAUAUGAUCUUAGCAAAAAAGAAUCUCCAUUCAGGGUCGCGUUACAUGUCGGUUGCAUUCCAGGCACGGUGAUAACCCUGACCGGUUAUAUUUCCGACAAGGCAGAGCGUAUCGCUAUAAACUUAGACGCUCCGGUAACUUACAAAGUCAAGCACAAAUCCCAUGCCGAGCUAGAAAAUACCUGCCUGCACAUAAAUCCACGUUUCACCGAAGGAGUUGUAGUUAGGAAUUCGAUGAGUGAAGGAAAGUGGGGUGCAGAGGAAAAGGAUGGUCGUAAUCCUUUCGUACCCGGUCAAGAAUUCCAUCUGAAAAUUGAGACUACUGAAGACGCCUACCUAAUUUACGUGAACGAUCAAAAUUUCACGUCCUUCAGGCACCGGUUGCCACCACAUUCAGUAUCUGUUCUGAGCUACUGGGGAAAAAUGCAGCCCCUCAAAUUGGUUAUCAAAAGCCCUGUGCUGAUAAUUGAUAUGUUGGACUUGUAUUGGAGGCAACUUGGUGGCGGACAUUUGAAAAAAGUGGAAAGUUGUCAGGUGGGGGUGACUUGGGGCAUCGGUUAUGAUCACACAGCGUGGGUCUACACGGGCGGUUGGGGUGGAGGAUUUUUAGGUACCUUGGACAGCCUCAAUGUUCAUCCGAUGACUGAUUCACAGGACUCCAGGGUUUAUGAAAACCAGAGGUGGAAUCCUGUUACUGGUUAUACUUCAACAGGUUUACCAACAGAUAGAUAUAUGUGGAGUGAUGUUGGUCAUAUAUGGGAACACGUAAAUACCGAUCAACCCCUGAACAGUAUCAGUUGUGGUCCGUUCAAUAAAGUUUGGGCCACAGGUAAAAACGGCUGUGCAUAUUUCCGAGUGGGUAUAACUGAAGAAAAAUUGGAAGGCGAGAAAUGGAUUUGCGUUGAAGCUCCACAUAAAGGACAAUUGAAACAAAUUUCUGUUAGUUCGAUAGGAGUUUGGGCUGUGGAUUAUCGAGCAAGAUUGCACGUCAGGAAGGAAAUCACGUCGAGUGCUCCCGGGGGGACCCACUGGCAGACUCUUGAACCUGAUCCACCUAUUUUGAAUUCGGCACCUAAUACAACGGGUUUCAAACAUGUUAGUGCUGGAAACAGUCAAGUUUGGGCAACUACAAAUGGAGGAGUCAUUGUCCGACGAGAAGGCAUAUGUCCAGCAAACCCUGCAGGAUCUGGCUGGGAUAUUGGAAUACCUGGCAAUUGGCAGCAUGUGAGUGUGAGAGCCUUCAGCUAGACUAUAUUUGAAUGGAGAAUACAAACAAUGUGAUGAAUUUUAUCCAAAGCUAGUUCUAAGUCUGCUUUAACAAUUUUAAAGAAUUUUAUUUAUAUGAGCUAUAAGUUUUAUUUAGCUUCAGUUUAUUUCUAUUUAAAAAUAUAUAGCUUUUGCAAAACUUUUUCAUACUUG